CUGCGUGCGUCCGGUGCGGCCGGCUGCAGGUUGCGGGUUGCAGGCGAGCUGGCAGACGUCCGGGUUCUCUACACGCGGUGCGCUACGGUCCCGGGAACGCCGGGGAGGCCGAGGCCGAGCGCCGCUCGCCCGGACGAUGCCGGAGAUCAGAGUCACUCCUUUGGGGGCUGGCCAGGACGUGGGCCGAAGCUGCAUUUUGGUCUCCAUCGCUGGCAAGAAUGUCAUGCUGGACUGCGGGAUGCACAUGGGCUUCAAUGAUGAUAGGCGUUUUCCUGACUUCUCCUACAUCACCCAGAAUGGCCGGCUGACUGACUUCCUGGACUGUGUAAUCAUCAGCCACUUCCACCUGGACCACUGUGGGGCGCUUCCGUACUUCAGUGAGAUGGUGGGCUACGAUGGGCCCAUCUAUAUGACCCACCCCACCCAGGCCAUCUGCCCCAUCCUGCUGGAGGACUACCGCAAGAUUGCUGUGGACAAGAAGGGAGAGGCCAACUUCUUCACCUCACAGAUGAUCAAAGACUGCAUGAAAAAGGUGGUGGCUGUCCACCUGCACCAGACAGUCCAGGUGGAUGAUGAACUGGAAAUCAAGGCUUACUAUGCAGGUCAUGUGCUGGGGGCAGCCAUGUUCCAGAUCAAAGUGGGCUCAGAGUCUGUAGUCUACACGGGUGAUUAUAACAUGACCCCAGACCGGCAUUUGGGGGCCGCGUGGAUUGACAGGUGCCGCCCAAACUUGCUCAUCACCGAGUCCACGUACGCCACAACCAUCCGGGACUCCAAGCGCUGCCGAGAGCGAGAUUUCCUAAAGAAGGUCCAUGAGACUGUGGAACGUGGUGGAAAGGUGCUGAUUCCUGUGUUUGCACUCGGCCGGGCACAGGAGCUCUGCAUCCUGCUGGAGACCUUCUGGGAACGCAUGAACCUGAAGGUGCCUAUCUACUUCUCCACGGGCCUGACUGAGAAAGCCAACCACUACUACAAGCUGUUCAUUACCUGGACCAACCAGAAAAUCAGGAAGACUUUUGUCCAGAGGAACAUGUUCGAGUUUAAACACAUUAAGGCCUUUGACCGGGCAUUUGCUGACAACCCAGGCCCCAUGGUUGUGUUUGCCACUCCAGGAAUGCUGCAUGCUGGCCAGUCCCUACAGAUCUUCCGGAAGUGGGCAGGAAAUGAGAAAAAUAUGGUCAUCAUGCCUGGCUACUGUGUGCAGGGCACCGUUGGUCACAAGAUCCUUAGUGGGCAGCGCAAGCUGGAGAUGGAGGGACGGCAGGUGCUGGAGGUGAAGAUGCAAGUGGAGUACAUGUCGUUCAGCGCCCAUGCUGAUGCCAAGGGCAUCAUGCAGCUGGUGGGACAGGCAGAGCCCGAGAAUGUGCUGCUGGUGCACGGUGAGGCCAAGAAGAUGGAGUUCUUGAGACAGAAGAUUGAACAGGAAUUCCGAGUCAACUGCUACAUGCCAGCCAAUGGCGAGACAGUGACGCUGCCCACUAGCCCUAACAUCCCUGUGGGCAUCUCCCUGGGGCUGCUGAAGCGGGAGAUGGCUCAGGGGCUGCUCGCGGAGGCCAAAAAGCCACGGCUCCUGCAUGGCACUCUGAUCAUGAAAGACAGUAAUUUCCGGCUGGUGUCCUCAGAACAAGCCCUCAAGGAGCUGGGUCUGGCCGAGCACCAGCUUCGCUUCACCUGCCGUGUGCACCUGCAGGACACCCGCAAAGAGCAGGAAACAGCCCUUCGUGUCUACAGCCACCUGAAGAGCACCCUGAAAGAUCACUACGUGCAGCACCUCCCCGACGGCUCGGUGACAGUAGAGUCCAUCCUCAUCCAGGCUGCCGCCCACUCCGAGGACCCAGGCACCAAGGUGCUGCUCGUCUCUUGGACCUACCAGGAUGAGGAGCUGGGGAGCUUCCUCACCGCGCUUCUCAAGAAGGGCCUCCCCCAAGCCCCCAGCUGAUGUGUAGCGACCCAGGCCUGCCACCUUUGCCCUUCAGGAGUACCUGGGCUUUCACUCUAGGACUGUGGGUACCCUGGGUAGAUGGGCCCAUGGAUGGGCCACAGAUGCAAUCCCAGGCACAAGAGAGAGCCACGGGCCAGCCUGAAUGAACAUUCUGGCCGAAAUAAUAAAUAGGCCUCUUGGCCUUGUCUUUAUUCUCA
This is a messenger RNA of Perognathus longimembris pacificus (Pacific pocket mouse), 2139 nucleotides long. It is a transcript of the gene Ints11, whose product is annotated as integrator complex subunit 11. Bases 137 to 1939 code for a protein of 600 amino acids. Gene Ontology annotation, cellular component: nucleus. The transcript is spliced from 17 exons. The record is from RefSeq and is a predicted model, not a curated record. Lineage: Eukaryota; Metazoa; Chordata; Mammalia; Rodentia; Heteromyidae. Gene Ontology annotation, biological process: snRNA processing.